Physcomitrium patens is the source of this 3556-nucleotide messenger RNA. Its product is annotated as nitrate reductase [NADH] 1. Gene Ontology annotation, biological process: nitrate assimilation; sulfur compound metabolic process; nitric oxide biosynthetic process. NCBI's taxonomy places the organism in Eukaryota, Viridiplantae, Streptophyta, Bryopsida, Funariales, Funariaceae. Gene Ontology annotation, molecular function: nitrate reductase (NADPH) activity; molybdenum ion binding; molybdopterin cofactor binding. The record is from RefSeq and is a predicted model, not a curated record.
CCAACCACUUCUUCCGCUGUCCAGUAUACAGCACCCACAUUCGAUUGUGCCAAUUGUGUGCAUUAUUUAGGCUCCGCAUCCCUCCCACUUCCCUAGGCCAUGUCCCAAUUGGCUUGAUUCACUCAUCUCUGCGGUUGUCCUCACUUACAAGGCCUCCCCAUCCCGCACUCCAAACAUCGUCACGUGGAUCUCAGUCCUGCUUGGAAUAUUAACGGAGAAUCUCGUUACUAAGAUUGCGACUCUGCGAGAAGACUUGCCCCUUUCUUCUUAUUAUUAUUUUUAUCAUUAUUCCUCGUCUGCGGGAGGAUUUCGAGAACUGCGGUGCACAGUCUAGUUGUUAGAGUGAGAUUUUGAAUUUUGUUUUUGGCGGCGGUAGUGAAUGCACAUUGCACGUAGAAUUUUUCACUGUUGACGUGAUGGGAAUCUCAUUGGACUCGCCGAUUUUGAGCAACAGCGCUGUUGGAAAACUUGACACCGAUUUGCAGUCAAAAAAGAUGCUACCCAACGGAGAUGUCCAUUCCUGCAAGGUUUUGCACGAAGAAGUGUCGUCUGCCUUCCGGGGAUCUCCUGUAAAAAAGAUCUUGAGCAUUUCGGAGACGGAAGAAUUCGAUGAUGAAGAGUCGGCUUCCGAGGAUGAGAAGGUGAUGGGAUAUGCUGCAGAAAUUCCGAUUACCAAGGUCGACGAGCGAGACAAAGGAACUUCGGACGACUGGAUCCCGCGUCAUCCCGAGCUGGUUCGCCUUACAGGUCGUCACCCCUUUAACUGCGAGCCACCGCUUGCCACCUUGAUGGAGGCCGGGUUUCUGACGCCUACCUCGCUUCACUAUGUUCGAAACCACGGAGCAGUUCCUCGUGCGUCAUGGGACGAUUGGAAAAUUGAAAUCUCGGGAUUGGUGAAGCGUCCUACGACGUUCACGAUGAACGACAUUCUGCGUUUUCCGGCCCGUGAACUGCCGGUGACGCUGGUGUGCGCCGGCAACCGCAGGAAGGAGGAAAACAUCGUGAAACAAUCCAUCGGAUUCAACUGGGGCGCUGCUGCAGUCAGCACUUCUAUUUGGCGCGGAGUACGUCUGUGCGACAUCUUACGCCAUUGCGGGGUGGUCUCGAGGAAGAAGGGCGCUUUGUACGUCUGUUUCGAGGGUGCCGAAAUCCUGCCAGGUGGUGGGGGCUCAACGUACGGCACGAGCAUCACCAUUGACACCGCAAUGGACAAAGCCCAAGAUGUGCUGCUCGCUUACCAGCAGAAUGGGCAGUGUUUGGAACCCGACCACGGUUUCCCCAUCCGGUUGAUCAUCCCAGGCUACAUUGGUGGCCGCAUGGUGAAAUGGCUGAACAAGAUCGAGGUGACUACGCAAGAGUCAGGAAACUACUACCAUUUCCACGAUAACCGAGUGCUGCCCUCCCACGUUGAUGCCGAGACUGCCAAAGCUGAAGGUUGGUGGUACAGGCCGGACUACAUCAUAAACCAGUUGAACAUCAACUCUGCCAUCACCUCGCCUGCGCAUGGGGAGGCGCUUCCAGUGAAUUUCUCAACGCUUCAGGAGUCUUACAUAGUGAAAGGAUAUGCCUAUAGCGGUGGCGGCCGGAAAGUGACGAGAGUCGAGGUCUCGCUUAACGAUGGGAAGUCGUGGAUUCUGUGUGAUUUGAAGCAUCCGGAAGAGCCUACUAGAUAUGGGAAGUACUGGUGUUGGUGCUUCUGGCAGAUAAACGUGGACGUCUUGGAUCUCCUGAAGUGCAAGGAGAUCGUGGUACGCGCUUGGGAUGCAGCCAUGAACACACAGCCUCAGCACCUCAUUUGGAACGUAAUGGGAAUGAUGAACAACUGCUGGUUCCGGGUGAAGAUCGGCAUUACCAAGUCCGAAGACAACGGCAUUCAUCUGACGUUCGAUCACCCGACUCAGCCAGGUAACCAGACUGGGGGCUGGAUGGUGAAAUCGGAAGCGCAGAAACCAGCGGAGCCGUUGAUUAAGAUUAUUGAAACGAAGGUUGCAGCCCCUGCCCGUCAAAUAAAGUUGUCGGAAGUGCGUAAACACCAGAAAGCAGACUCUUGCUGGAUCAUCGUCCGCAACAAAGUAUACGAUUGCACGCCGUUCUUGGAUGAUCAUCCCGGCGGGGCUGAUAGUAUUUUGAUCAACGGGGGCACGGACUCAACAGAGGAAUUUGAUGCCAUUCACUCUGCCAAAGCUCAGGCCAUGUUAGAAGAGUAUUACAUCGGCGACCUGGUGGCCUCGAAAGACGACCUGGAAGUAGAGCUAGUCAAAGACGAGAAGGAGGACAUUGCGAAACUUGUGUCUUCAUCUGGUAGGCCAGUGGCUCUGAAUCCCAGGGAACGGCUACCCUUCCGCUUGAUCGAGAAGGAAACCUUGAGUCACGACGUCCGAAGGUUGAGAUUCGCACUUCAAAGUGAGAAUCACGUCCUGGGACUGCCAGUAGGAAAGCAUAUUCUCCUGAGCGCAACCAUCAACGGGAAGUUUUGUAUGAGGGCUUAUACUCCUAUCAGCAACGACGAUGAUGUGGGCUACUUUGAACUGGUAAUUAAAGUGUACUACAAGAACGCCCACUCGAAGUUCCCGAUGGGAGGACUCUUCUCUCAGUAUUUGGAUUCAUUAAGAAUUGGGGACACCAUUGACGUGAAGGGUCCAGUGGGGCACAUCGUAUACGAGGGUAAAGGACAUUUCCUUAUAAACGGGAAGUCCAAAUUCGUUAAGAAAGUUUCCAUGCUGGCAGGCGGCACGGGAAUCACGCCCAUGUACCAAGUGAUCCGGGCUAUCGUAAGCGACCCCGAAGACCAAACUCAGAUAUGUCUUUUGUACUCCAACCGCAAUGAGGGAGACAUCAUGUUGAGGAAAGAGCUGGACACAUGGCAACAGCAACACGAAAAUCUCAAGGUCCACUUCACGCUCACUGGAGCCGCUCCCGAGGACUGGGCCUUCAGCAAAGGCCGCAUCUGUGAAGCCAUGAUCAAGGAGCACAUUCCCGAAGGCUGCGAGGCGUCACUGGCUUUGCUGUGCGGCCCGCAGGAGCUCAUCCAGUCAGCAUGUCUCCCCAGCCUACUCAACCACAAAUUCGACAAGUCGAUAUGCUUAGAAUUUUAGUUUUCUUUUUUUCUUUUCUCUCUUGAUCGAUGGUUGGCAAGGAGCUGGAGGCUUCGUCCACAAGAUCACGGGAUCAACAACUCAAGAUAUAGCUCCGAUGAGCAGUCGGGUUUUGUCCGAUGAUUCAAGUGUGCAGGCUUCAGAGAAGAGUGGUGGAUUGUACGAUAUGCGGAGGAGACACGGCAGGUGGAUGCAUAGAUCUUACCUAUUGUACCAUACACAUGUUGAAAAUAUAUAUAUAUAUAUAUAUAUAUACACACACACAUAUAUUUACAUUAUCUGUGUGGGUCGAGAGAAAACCACCAUUGUUCAGGCUCAUCGCCGACGAACAAUCGUGCUAGUCAUACACCAAUGACUACACACCCAUAUGUAUAUAUAUAUAUAUAUAUAUACACACAGAUACACAGAAUUUUUGUUAUUUGUCAAUGUACAUGCUUUGCUUAAUCUUACAGUUGGAUGCA